AUGCAAGUAACCACAGAGAUUCAUUCAUUCUAUUUGAAGCUAAUUAUCAAGCAGGCAAUCUACAAAGCCAUAUCGUCACCUCUUCGUCGCAUCCCCGGGCCCUUCUACACCUUUUUUACGCGACUUCCUCUUAAAUUCGCGACCCUGGGCGGGAAGCAGCUGUACUAUAUCCACAGACUGCACCUGAGCUAUGGACCGGUUGUUCGAAUCUCACCAACAGAAGUAUCCGUAUCCUCAUUGGCCGGUGUCAGAGAGAUUCAUCGCAUUGGCUCAGGUUUCCUGAAAGCGGAAUGGUAUGAGAAGCUUACCCCCGAUAGAGUGGGUAUCUUUGCUAUGCGUGAUGCCAAACAGCAUGCGCAGCGGCGGAAGUUAUUUGCAAGGAUGUUCUCCAAAUCAGAGCUUCGCAGUUUAUGGGAGCCUCUUGUAAAGGAAAAGGUUGCGUUGUAUGUCUCUCAGAUCGAGGAGGAACUACGAAGGACAGGGGUCUGUGAUAUAUUGAAAUGGUCUACAUUCCUGGCAACAGAUGUGAGUGGUCACCUCAUGUUUGGAGAGUCCUUUGAUAUGCUACACCUUGGAAAGAAAAACGAAUACAUCAAGGUUCUGGAGUUGGCUCUGAAAGGUUCGGGUAUUGGUCUCGAAAUCCCACUCCUCAGGAUCAUCGGACCAUGGGUACCUUCCAAGUCUUUUCAGAAUUUGUUCAACAGCAGAGAAUUUUUGAACAGUUACGGUCAACGGGCUGUGAAGAAUAGCCGGAAGAAUGGCGAUUCCUCUCGCAACAUAUUCUCUGAUAUUAUCUACGAGUCCGAAAAAAAGGAAUCAUCCCUCACAGACGUGGAUGUUGCUAACGAAGCCGGCAAUUUGAUUGUUGCAGGUUCAGAUACGACUGCAGUGACGCUGACCUAUCUCAUUUGGGCAGUGCUAUCGCACCGCGAACUGCGCACGCAAUUGGAGAUUGAGCUGGCUGAGUUGAGUGCUGAUUUCGACCAGGCAGCACUUGAAUCGCUUCCACUGCUCAAUGCAGCAAUCAUGGAGACCCUAAGACUGUAUGGUGCAGCACCAGGAUCACUCCCUCGUACGGUACCUGAGGGUGGUGUGACAUUAGCGAACCAUUAUAUCCCAGCCGGAACGACUGUUAGCACACAAAGUUGGACCAUUCAUCGUGACGAGGCUCUCUUCCCUCAACCUGAGAAGUUUGACCCAUCAAGAUGGCUUCCAGGUGACAAUGAAGUCACCGAACAAGCAAGAAUAGCAUUCGCGCCAUUCGGUACUGGCUCACGAACAUGCCUUGGAAUCCAUCUAUCAUGGAUGGAAUUGAGGCUAGCGGCAGCUGAGUUCUUCAUACGAUGCCGAAAUGUGCAACUAGCGCCAAGUGUAACAAGCGAUUCUAUGAAGCCGGAGCACUAUUUUCUAAUUGCCCCCCAAAGUCAUAAAUGUGAGGUCAUGGUCAAAAUGUGA
This is a messenger RNA of Penicillium odoratum, 1455 nucleotides long. Its product is annotated as cytochrome P450. The record is from RefSeq and is a predicted model, not a curated record. Bases 1 to 1455 code for a protein of 484 amino acids. Gene Ontology annotation, molecular function: heme binding; monooxygenase activity; oxidoreductase activity, acting on paired donors, with incorporation or reduction of molecular oxygen. The transcript has 2 exons. Lineage: Eukaryota; Fungi; Ascomycota; Eurotiomycetes; Eurotiales; Aspergillaceae.